Molecule: messenger RNA, 2609 nt
Organism: Telopea speciosissima
Lineage: Eukaryota; Viridiplantae; Streptophyta; Magnoliopsida; Proteales; Proteaceae
Product: potassium transporter 2-like
Exons: 10
Coding region: 151-2532 (793 amino acids)
Biological process (GO): potassium ion transmembrane transport
Cellular component (GO): plasma membrane
Molecular function (GO): potassium ion transmembrane transporter activity
Source: RefSeq, a predicted model, not a curated record
UGGAUGCUUUGUUCUUGAAGUUUCAUUAUUUUUGUUUUUAUAGUUGCUUGUUCUGAGUUUUCUUCAUUUAAGUCUUGGAUAUUUCAGUGCAGAUCUGCAAGUAGCUGAGGAUAGCAACGGAAUUCAGUGUAGAUCCAGCUCUGUAAAAAGAUGGUUCUUGAUCAUGGGGAAUGCUUGAGUACAAAGAAGGAUUCUUGGAAGACUGUGCUGCUGUUAGCUUAUCAGAGUCUUGGUGUGGUCUACGGGGACUUGAGCAUUUCCCCUCUGUAUGUUUACAAGAGCACAUUUGCAGAAGAUAUUCAUCAUUCAGAGACAAAUGAAGAGAUUUUUGGCGUGCUUUCUUUUGUCUUCUGGACUUUAACACUUGUUCCUUUGUUCAAGUAUGUCUUCGUGGUUCUUCGAGCAGAUGACAAUGGAGAAGGUGGCACUUUUGCUCUGUAUUCUUUGAUAUGUAGGCAUGCUAAAGUAAGCCUUCUACCCAACAGACAGAUUGCAGAUGAAGCGCUGUCUACUUACAAACUGGAAUCUCCUGAAACCAAAAGCCACUCAAGGGUGAAACUUUUGCUUGAGAAGCACAAGUCAUUACACACAGCUUUGCUAGUCCUAGUUCUGCUUGGUACUUGUAUGGUAAUUGGAGAUGGAGUGCUCACUCCAUCCAUUUCUGUUUUCUCAGCAGUGUCAGGCCUUGAGUUAUCAAUGUCAAAGGAACACCACCAGUAUGCAGUGGUUCCAAUCACUUGCUUCAUAUUAGUAUGUCUAUUUGCUCUGCAACACUAUGGCACACAUCGGGUUGGAUUCUUUUUUGCACCAGUUGUAUUGACUUGGCUACUUUGCAUUAGUGCCCUUGGCUUAUACAACAUAUUCCAUUGGAACCCACACGUUUACCAAGCUCUUUCCCCAUAUUACAUGUACAAGUUCUUGAAGAAGACAAGGAAAGGUGGCUGGAUGUCUCUGGGUGGGAUUUUAUUGUGCAUAACAGGCUCAGAGGCAAUGUUUGCUGAUCUUGGUCAUUUCACAUACACUGCAAUCCAGAUUGCUUUCACUUUUAUGGUUUACCCCGCUCUGAUUUUAGCGUAUAUGGGUCAAGCUGCUUACUUGUCAAGGCAUCACAAUAUUAACACCAGCUAUCAGAUUGGAUUUUACAUCUCAGUUCCAGAAAGUGUAAGGUGGCCAGUGGUUAUAGUAGCCAUUCUUGCUUCUGUGGUGGGAAGCCAAGCAAUCAUCAGCGGGACAUUCUCUAUCAUCAACCAGAGCCAGUCACUGUCCUGCUUCCCAAGAGUGAAGGUUGUUCACACCUCUGACAAGAUACAUGGCCAGAUAUACAUCCCUGAGAUCAACUGGAUUCUCAUGAUCCUCUGCAAUGCUGUCACCAUUGGAUUUAGAGACACAAAGCACAUAGGAAAUGCUUCAGGUUUGGCAGUUAUGGCAGUAAUGCUAGUGACCACAUGCCUUACCUCUCUGGUGAUUGUACUCUGUUGGCACAAACCCCCUGUUAUAGCUCUUGCAUUCCUACUCCUCUUUGGCUCCAUUGAAGCCCUCUACUUUUCAGCUUCCCUUAUGAAGUUCCUUGAAGGAGCCUGGCUUCCUAUCCUCCUGGCUUUAAUCCUCAUGACAGUUAUGUUUGUUUGGCAUUACGCCACAAUCAAGAAAUAUGAGUUUGAUCUUCAUAACAAGGUUUCCUUAGAGUGGCUCCUAGCCCUGGGUCCCAGCUUGGGCAUAACUCGAGUCCCUGGCAUCGGCCUAGUGUACACUGACCUCAUUUCGGGGAUCCCUGCAAACUUCUCCCACUUUGUCACCAACCUCCCUGCCUUCCACCGCAUUCUUGUCUUUGUGUGUGUCAAGUCUGUGACUGUACCUUAUGUGCCCCAAGCAGAGCGUUAUCUAGUGGGUCGUGUAGGUCCUCCAGCUCAUAGGUCCUACAGGUGCAUCGUUCGUUAUGGAUACAAAGACGUUCACCAGGACAUUGAUUCAUUUGAAUCUGAGCUCAUAGAUAGGUUGGCUGAUUUCAUCCGCUACAAUGGUUAUCAGACCAAUGUGACUAAUUCAUUUUUGGAAGACGAAGGAACAAGUUCUAAUGACUCAACCAGAGAAUGUAGUUUCACAGUUAUUAAAACUGUGGCAUUCUCGGGCCAACCAGCAUAUGAGAUGGAUGAAAGUGUGCACCCAGAAAGCGUAUCUGUCGAGUUUCAAACAUUAGAGAGUGCAACAGAUGUGAUAGAGAUGGAGCCCGUGGGUGUAGUUGAGAAAAGGGUAAGGUUUCUUGUUGAGGAUGAUUCUGAAGCAGAUUCCCACUCUGAGAUGGAUAUGCAUGUACAGGAAGAGCUGGAAGAGUUGUGGGCAGCUAAACAAGCAGGGACAGCAUUCAUACUUGGGCACUCGCAUGUAAAAGCAAAGCAAGGAUCAUCGCUGCUGAAGAGAGCAGCAAUUGACCUAGGAUACAAUUUUCUGAGAAGGAAUUGCCGAGGACCAGAUGUGGUGCUCAAGGUUCCACCAGCUUCACUCCUCAAGGUUGGCAUGGUAUACAUCGUGUGAGCUGCGCCUGUAUCCUGUUGGGUAAUUUUGCAGCUUUGAGAUACCACAGUUCUACCAAAAAAAAAAAAGACCGAGUC